AUGAAAGUCAACGGCGUAUUCCUCCCAUGGGCCUUGGCCGCCGUCUCCCGACUCGCGUCUGCAGCUGACCCUCAGGUUGUGCUGGACAACGCCGCCUCCGUCAUUCUCGACUCAAUACUAGUAGACCAGCUGGUGCAGCAACUCUCGCUGUCUCAUGACGACCCAGUGGUGCUGUAUAGGGCGGUCGACCCAGCCGGUGCCGCGGAUCUGGACGAACCGCGUCUGCUACAGAUUGCUGGGGACGGAAAUCCUCCGACGUGGAUGACGGAAGGGGAUAAACUGCGCCUGAGACGGGCCGGGCUUAAGUUCGUCGACCUUACCGAAACGCAAGACCUUGGAUCGAGAAAUGCGCGGAGGCUGACCGGUACUAAGUAUCCGGAGAUCUCGUACCGCAGUGAGGUCGAAGAUGUAAUCUCGAAGUUGUCGACUGACAAUAUGCAUGACGUCCUCGAGAUCUUCACGGGCUUCUACAACCGCUACUACAAGAGCGACAAUGGAGCGAAAGCCAGCGACUGGCUGUACAGCCAGGUCUCCGGCGCCAAGCCCUCCUCCGCGCAUGUCUUGGUGCAGAAGUUCAAGCACUCCUGGCAGCAAUCGUCCAUCGUCGCGCGUUUCGAGCCGACCAACUUGACUGCCGAGUACAGCGCCACGGUAGUCAUCGGCGCCCACCUGGACUCAAUCAACCAAUGGUUCCCCCUGCUCCGUGCUCCCGGCGCUGACGACGACGGAAGCGGGACCGUCACGAUCCUCGAGGCGUUCCGCUCGCUCGUGGCUAGCAACUUUACUCCGCUGUAUCCGGUGGAGUUUCACUGGUAUUCUGCGGAGGAAGGCGGCUUGCUGGGUUCCCGGGACGUCGUCGCUCAGUUUGAGCGCGACGCACGGGACGUCCGAGGCAUGCUUCACUACGAUAUGACUGCAUACGUGAAGAAUGGGACGACGCCUACGCUUACUAUGAUCACGAGCGACGUGGACCCAACCCUGACUCAGUACGCGUUGUCCUUGGCUAAGGCCUAUGUUGAUAUACCAGUUCAAGGCAAGGACCUCUUCGCGGGUGCAGGUUCAGACCACAUGUCUUGGCGUGCCGCUGGCUACGCUGCUGCCUGUGGCACCGAGGCUGAUCCGAAGACAUUGGUUGACCCGUAUAUGCACACCCCGAACGACCGGAUGGAUAUUCCGGAGUUCAGCUUCGAGCACGCCAGAGACCUCUCGAAGCUUGCGGUCGCUUUUGCUAUCGAGCUAGGUGGGUGGGCGUGA
This is a messenger RNA of Gloeophyllum trabeum ATCC 11539, 1254 nucleotides long. RefSeq names its product Zn-dependent exopeptidase. The record is from RefSeq and is a predicted model, not a curated record. Gene Ontology annotation, molecular function: metalloexopeptidase activity. The transcript is spliced from 4 exons. Bases 1 to 1254 code for a protein of 417 amino acids. NCBI's taxonomy places the organism in Eukaryota, Fungi, Basidiomycota, Agaricomycetes, Gloeophyllales, Gloeophyllaceae. Gene Ontology annotation, biological process: proteolysis.